AUGAUACGCACCUGCCUCAUGCCAAAAUGUCUUAGACUCUUGCACGUUUGAUGUCACUGACUGUACCCUCUUUUCUCAGGGUCCUGUGAGCACAGAGGUAUAACAACAAUCAGCAAGUCCAUCGUCAGUCAACUGAAUGCCCACUUGAAUGCUGGCUACAAACUGGGGAGGGUGGGGAAAUGAUUCUAAACCUGUGCAUGGUUCUGAAUCUCAAUACUGUUACUCUGGGUUGUGCCUCAAUUGUUGACAUGAGAUUUUACGGUAACUACAAAAAUCCUAUUUUGAGAACUCAAUUUAAACACCAAAGCUUGUCAAGUAGCUGGUAUGGAACUGGUAACAACUUCAUUGUUGGUAAUAACACCCUGUAUUAUCAAUUUAACAACCCAUUUAGCAUGGUCAAACUGAAUAUUACUACUAUGAAAUAUGAGCACAGGGUGAUUGCAAAGGCUAGCACCAGAUUCUCAUACAGUCACUCACCCAAUCAGAACCUAGACUUUGCUGCUGAUUAGAAUGGGCUGUGGGUGACCUAUGCCACAGAGGAAUCCAAGGGUAAAAUGGUAAUUGCUCAAAUCCAUGAACCAUCAUUUGGUAUAGAGGAGUUGUUGGAAGCCAGUGUGUGCAAACCAUCUGUGAGCAAUGCCUUCAUGGUGUGUGAGGUUUUCUAUGCUGUCAGAACAGUUGACAUUCACUAUGAGGAUAUAUUUUACACUUAUGACACCAAGACAAAACAAGAGAGCUACAUGAGCGUUCCAUUUGAGUGGUUCCAGGACAAGUAUGUCAACCUCGACUGCAACCCACUGAACAGAAACUUGACAUGUACAACGAUGGCUACUAUGUCAACUAUCACUUCUGGUUUGACACACAGACCACUGUAA
Coregonus sp. 'balchen' is the source of this 875-nucleotide messenger RNA. The record is from the annotation of a GenBank genome assembly. NCBI's taxonomy places the organism in Eukaryota, Metazoa, Chordata, Actinopteri, Salmoniformes, Salmonidae.